This is a messenger RNA of Aureobasidium musti, 1187 nucleotides long. NCBI's taxonomy places the organism in Eukaryota, Fungi, Ascomycota, Dothideomycetes, Dothideales, Saccotheciaceae. The record is from the annotation of a GenBank genome assembly.
CGUUGAGCAAAGUGGACUCUGCUGUCACUUCGAGAAAUUCUAAAACUGGUAUGAUGAAGGCGCUACGUAUUCACGGCAAAGAAGACCUCCGCUUGGAAGAUAUUCGAAGUCCACAAUGUGGUAAUGGUCAGAUCAUGAUCAAACCAGCUUGGUGUGGAAUCUGUGGCACUGAUCUUCACGAAUACAUGGGAGGUCCGAACUUGUGUCCAACCACGCCUCAUCCUAUCACCAACGAAACUGUGCCUUUGACCAUUGGUCACGAGUUUAGCGGCAUAAUUGAAGAGCUUGGACAGGGUGUUUCAGACAAGUAUACAGUUGGACAAAGAGUUGUCGUACAGCCAAUCAUAUAUUGCGGACAGUGUGGAUCCUGUCAGGAUGGCAUCCCCAAUUGCUGCGACAAGAACGGGUUCGUUGGGCUCUCAGGCUGGGGAGGAGGUUUGUGCCAGGCGGAACACAUUGUGGUUCCAGAGUAUUGCGUAGUGCCUGUGCCUGACAAUGUGUCCUUGGAGGUAGCCGCGCUUGUUGAGCCAUUAGCCGUCGCAUGGCAUGCAGUCAACAUGUCUCCGGUCAAAGACUUCAAGAAAGGCCAAUUCGCCCUAAUUCUUGGUGGAGGUCCGAUCGGUCUUUCUGUUAUCCAAGCUCUCCGAGCACACGGCGAUGGCACCAUCAUCGUUUCAGAAGUCUCUACCCAACGUAAGGCUUUUGCAGAGGACUUUGGCGCCGAUUUUAUCUUGGAUCCAACGAAAGACGACAUUCCGGAGCGGUGCAAAGAAAUUUGCGGAGGUGUUCGAGGUGUGGAUUGUGUAUUCGAUGCUGCAGGCGUUCAAGCUGGACUCGAUUCGGCGGUUCUCGCGAUGAGGGCCCGGGGUACUUUGGUCAACAUUGCUAUCUGGGAGAAAGAUGCAAGAAUCAUCCCGAACCAGUUUGUCUUCCGAGAGAGAACAUACAAGGUUAGUAUUUUCGACAGGCAUCGACCGACUUCACUGAGGAAUGACAGNGGUGUCGCUACGUAUGUCCUUGGAGAUUUUGACGAAGUCCUUCAAGCGAUCAGCUCUGGCAGGAUGAAGCCAGAAAAGAUGAUCACGAANAAAGUCGAGCUCAAAGACGUGAUCGAGGAAGGUUUCUUGACCUUGCUGAAAGACAAAGACAACCACGUCAAGAUCCUGAUCAAAUCAAACGACGUGGAG